Oryza sativa Japonica Group (Japanese rice) is the source of this 1167-nucleotide messenger RNA. The record is from RefSeq and is a predicted model, not a curated record. NCBI's taxonomy places the organism in Eukaryota, Viridiplantae, Streptophyta, Magnoliopsida, Poales, Poaceae.
CACACGAAUCCACCUCGGUCUCUCUCUUCUCCGAAGCGACCCACACUCCCCGUGCCCGAGCCAGAGAGUAUGGCCGUCUCUGUCCGUUGCUGCUUCGGCUCCUCCUCCCUUUCGCACCACGCGCGACUACUCCUCGUCAUCGUUGCGUUGCUCGCGCCUCGGCUCGCUUCCGGCUGCGACCGCUGCGUGCGCCGCUCCAGAGCGGCUUACUACACCUCCUCGCUCACGCUGACUGCCGGUUCUUGCGGGUAUGGCACGGCGGCCGCGACCUUCAACGGCGGCGGAUUCCUCGCCGCCGCGGGCCCCGCGCUGUACCGGGGCGGCGUCGGCUGCGGCGCGUGCUACCAGGUGAGAUGCAAGGACAAGAAGCUGUGCAGCAACGCGGGCGCCCGUGUCGUCGUCACGGACCGCGCCAGGACGAACCGCACCGGCCUCGUUCUGAGCAGCCCGGCGUUCGCCGCCAUGGCCCGCCCCGGCAUGGCCGCGUCGCUCACCGAGCUCGCCGCCGUGGACGUCGAGUACAAGAGGGUACCGUGCGAGUACAGGCACAGGAGCCUCUCUGUCAGAGUCGACGAGAGAAGUCGCGGACCCAACGAGCUCACCAUCAGCUUCCUCUACCAAGGCGGCCAAACCGACAUCGUCGCCGUCGACGUCGCCCAGGUUGGGUCGUCGAGCUGGAAGUUCAUGACGAGGGAGCACGGACCGUCGUGGAGCAUGGCGAACGCGCCGCCGGGGCCGCUGCAGAUGAGGCUGGUGGUGACCGGCGGCUACGACGGGAAGUGGGUGUGGGCCGACCGGGAGGUCCUGCCGAGGCGGUGGCGCGCCGGCGAGGUCUACGACACGGGGGUCCAGAUCACUGACAUCGCCCAGGAAGGCUGCUUCCCCUGCGACACGCACGAGUGGAAGUAGAAGCCCAGCCACACGUACUUCUCCUGUCGUCACGGCCAUUUUGGUUGGGCUUUGAUGAGAAAGAAGACGUCUCUCGGCUCGCCUCCAGUAGAGAUUUCACUGACCCGAUUUAGAGUCCUCCUAAUCCCUCGGCAACUUCAGAAUUUCCUCCUCCGUUUCUUCUUCUUCUUUUCCAACUUUGUACAUGAGCUACUAACUAAUGUGUAAAGAUAAAAUUAAAGCAAGUUACAAACCGUCCCGUCCCAUUGGGAGCCUAAA